Molecule: messenger RNA, 1683 nt
Organism: Babjeviella inositovora NRRL Y-12698
Lineage: Eukaryota; Fungi; Ascomycota; Pichiomycetes; Serinales
Exons: 1
Coding region: 59-1642 (527 amino acids)
Biological process (GO): membrane protein proteolysis
Cellular component (GO): membrane; lumenal side of endoplasmic reticulum membrane; cytoplasmic side of endoplasmic reticulum membrane
Molecular function (GO): aspartic endopeptidase activity, intramembrane cleaving
Source: RefSeq, a predicted model, not a curated record
GUCUCUAUGAGCUCGAUCCCUCCAAACACGACUCCGCACGAAACUAUCCCUACCCAAUAUGAACGAAACGAUCGCCGAUAUUGUCAGACUUCCGUACAUCGAUGAGGUAGCGUUGCGCAUUACGAAUGCUUUCUUCAACCUGCUCACGACAACCUACAAUCCAAAACACUGGACGUCAGCACUGUUUCUCGCUCUUGCUUUGGGUAUUAUUGUAUUGGGUAGUUUUUCAUCGGUUGAACGGCCCCAUAAUGCUUUACCCCCGAACAGAGACCACCCGCUAUUCGACCAGUCAGACAAGGAUAUCACGAUUCUCCACCAGGAGGAGCAGACAAUCACGGUGAAACAUGCAGCCUUGGUACCGAUCAUUGGGGGUACCACAUUGAUGGGAUUGUAUUUAGGCAUCAGAUAUCUCACCCCGGAGCAGCUCAGCAAGGCUUUGAACUACUACGUCAUCUUUGUCAGCUUUGCUGCUAGCUCCCGCACAUACUCCUUCGCGGUAAAGCUGAGCGUGCGAAACGUGGCACACUGGCUCGGAUUCGAUUCUUUGAAGGUUCUUGAGAGAUAUAGAUUGACAUUUUCCAUUGAUGACGAAAUCAAUCCCUCUGGCUUGGCCGAAAAUGAAAAAUUCCAGCACUACAACGAGACGGCAAAAGCCGACAAGGAAGCAGAGGAAACUAGCAAGCCGUCGGGUAGUUGCGUUCCCGAGGCCACAAACGUCUCUGUUCCAAACCAAAUCUUCAACUACUACUUCUCCUCUGCCGAUUUGUUGGCUGUGCCGUUGGCGUUUGCCACGUCCUACGUGUAUUACCACUACCACGGCAACCAGAACUUUAUCUUGAGCAACGUUAUCGGGAUAAACUUUGCUGUUUACGGGAUCCAGAUCGUUAAACUUGGCAGCUUCAAGGCUGGUGUGGUGCUCUUGUUCGGCUUGUUUCUCUACGACAUCUACUUUGUGUUUGGUACGGAUGUUAUGAUGACCGUGGCCACAAAGCUAGACAUUCCAGCCAAGUUGAUGCUUCCAAACAUCUCCAUCGACGGUGCCGCAAACACGCAGCUCGCCCACGACAUUGCCGACGGAAAGUUGACCUCCUUGAAAGACUUGCCUGUUGCUAUCCUUGGCUUGGGGGAUAUUGUUGUCCCGGGUAUGUUCAUUGCCUUGUGCCUCAGGUUUGAUUUGUGGAAGUACCACCAGUUUACCAGUCCAGGCACUGAGUUCCACCAUUUGAACUCAUACGCCAAGCCUUACUUUGUGUCGUCCUUGGUCGGCUACGCGGUCGGGAUGAUUGCCACCAUGGUUGUCUUACACCUUUUUGAAACCGGCCAGCCAGCCUUGUUAUACUUGGUCCCAGGGGUUGUGGGUGCGGUGCUUAUUUCCGCUCUUUGCAAAGGGGACCUCCAGCUUUUGUGGAACUUCAAAGACGGUGAAGAUACCCCAGACAUGGAGUCUGACUCGGAGGCCCCAACCUUGGCUGACUUGUUAGAUGAGGAGUACAAUGAAGAAGAAGAUGAGGAUUAUACCGAAGAUGACAAUGAUGGAGACACUGUGAUUUUGUAUGACAGUGAGGAAGAAGAGAUCGUUGCCUUGAGUGAUGAAGAAAUUGAAUUCUUCAGACAAACAACGGUAAUAACCCUUCGUUCCUAGACGCUCUUAGAGUAUAUGUAUAAAGUUAACUGAAGACAGGU